Messenger RNA from Pistacia vera, 1773 nucleotides. Its product is annotated as putative disease resistance RPP13-like protein 1. The record is from RefSeq and is a predicted model, not a curated record. NCBI's taxonomy places the organism in Eukaryota, Viridiplantae, Streptophyta, Magnoliopsida, Sapindales, Anacardiaceae. The transcript is spliced from 3 exons. Gene Ontology annotation, biological process: defense response to other organism. The coding region runs from base 1 to 1773 and encodes 590 amino acids. Gene Ontology annotation, molecular function: ADP binding.
AUGGUGUUAAGGGAUGAAGUAAGUGAUCAUGCCAACUUUAGUGUAAUACCCAUCAUUGGCACAGAAGGAGUUGGAAAAACAACACUCACUCGACUUGUGUAUGAUGAUAAGGCAGUGGAAGACUUCAAACCAAGAGCCUGGCUUUCCCUCUACGAAGAUUCCAAUGUUUUCAGAAUCUCCAAGGCCAUUCUAGAGUCAAUCACUUCUAAAUCCUGCAGUCUAAAGGAUUUAGAUGAAGUGCUGGCUCAACUGGAAGAAGCAAUUUUUGGGAGGAAAUUCUUGUUUGUCUUAGGUGAUGUUUCGACAGAGAAUUAUGGUUUGUGGGAAACUCUAAAGUCUUCGUUUAUGGCUGGAGCACCGGCAGUAUGCUUUAUGUAUUGUGCAAUUUUACCUGACGACUAUGAAUUCGAAGAAAAGGAGCUUGUUCUUCUAUGGAUAGCAGAAUGUCUAAUUGGAGAAGCGCAAGGGGAUGAACGAAUUGAAGAUAUAGGUGGUAAGUUUUUCCAAGAACUAUUGAAAAGAUGUCUUUUCCAGCAUUCAAGUAGUCACGCUUCUAAAUAUAGAAUGCAUGACCUUGUCAAAAUUAUGGCCCGAUGGAUUUAUGGAGAAACAGAAUAUUCCAGGUCCGAUGAUGUGUUGGGGGUCAAUGAGCAACGGGAAGAAUUCAAGAAGACCUCUCAUUCUGAUACUUCCGCUCGGUCUGAUGAGAAAAAUAUCUUUAAGUUAUUCUAUGAUGUUGACAACUUACGAACAUUUGUUCCUGGACUCAUAAGUAAUAAUGAUAACCAUCACAUUACUGAUGCGCUUCUUUCUGAUUUGCUACCAAAGUCCGAAAGAUUGAGGGCGUUAUCUUUGGCAACACAUAGUAUUACGAAGUUACCCAGUUUAGUUGAAGGUUUGAGAUAUCUAAGAUAUGUCAACCUCUCCAGCACUAUGAUCAGAACGUUACCUGAUUCAAUAUGUUUGCUACCCAUCUUGCAAAUUUUGCUAUUAAGGGAUUGUUCUCAUCUCGUAGAGUUGCCUUCCAAUUUGAGGAAAUUGAUCAAUUUAUGGUAUCUUGAUAUUACCGGUGUCAAUUUACUUAGAGAAAUGCCAUUGGGAAUGAAAGAGUUGACAUGUCUUAGAACAUUAUUGAAUUUUAUUGUGGGCAAAGGUGUAGGAUCUGAUUUAAAAGAUUUGGAGGACUUAAAAUUUCUUGGUGAGCUUUACGUUUCAAGAUUACAGAAUGCAACUGGUUCACAAGAUACAAAGGACUCCAUAUUAAAAGAUAAGAAGGCUCUAAAAGUGCUGGUACUAGAGUGGGACUUUCAGUUGGAUGACACAAGAGAUGAGUUAGUGGAAGAAAAUGUACUGGGCACGCUCCAACCUUACCAAAAUCUGAAAGAACUCACAAUCAAAGGCUACACUGGCACAAGAUUUUCAUCUUGGCUUGGAGAUUCAACAUAUUCAAAAAUAGUUGUGUUAACAUUGAAAAGAUGUGAAAGAUGUAGAGUCUUGCCUUCACUUGGAUGCUUGGGUUUGCUUGAACACCUUACUAUUAAGGGAAUAACAGGAAUAAAAAGGAUAGGUUCUGAGCUUUUUGGAAAAGAUUGUUCAAGUCCUUUUAAAUCACUGAAGACUCUUUGUUUUGAAGAUUUGAAAGAAUUGGAGAAUUGGGAUCCUGUUGAAGAAAAUGAGCAUGUUGAAAUAUUCCCUUGCUUGCGAAUGUGGGGUAUUAGAGGUUUCGUUCCCAAGCCUCUCACCGUAUUGCGACGCAGAGGUAGACGGAUGUAA